UAUGAUUAUACUAUGUUAAUAAGGAGAUAUUUUUGAUAUUUUGUAUGCCAGUUGAACAUCUGGUUUUUCUCAGUUUACAAGAAUAAACCAUUAACUUAAACUUUGGCAUGGAUUGUAAAAGAAUUAUAUUUACGAGUUUGAGCAUUCUUCUUCUUUUACCAAUGAUAUGCAAUUGCGACUUUAAUUUAGUGACAGCAUGUGAAAUUAAUGAGAGUGAAAGAAUUCGUAUUGGUGACACAGAUAUUCAUGCUGAUAAUUGCUCAAAUGAUUUUAGAAAAAGAUAUGCAUGUUACGAUCCCAGUUAUGGAUGUUUUAUAUCAAAACAACAAGUUCCUGGCUUUACUGUGAAAACUGGUAGUUUAGGGGGUUUUGACAUAUCUUCAACAGCUUCAUCAGACCCUUUGGCCAAAGAUCCCAGAAUAUGUGCAAAAUAUUGCCUUGAACUGCCAAAUUGUAUGAGUUUUGUUUUGUCGAAAAAUAUACAUUCAGGACGAUACUGCUUUCUUAAGAAUAAGCUAAUAACACAAUCUACAACACAUACAAAUUACCUCUCCUAUAAUAGAUAUGCUUUUCCAGAUUCUACUUGUACAAUUGGUUCUUGCACUACUGAGCCAAACACUCCAAGUGUCUCAACAAAUCCAAGUUAUAAUACUUGCAAAGCAGCCUGCAAUACUGACUCGUCCUGCAAAUAUUUUACAGUUGGUAUGGAUAAAUGCCAUUCUCAGUCUGAUUGCCAUAGAAAUCCUAAUGUUCUUAAUAAGCUUUUAUGCACAAAGUCUGUACCAGCACUCCAUCCUCCAUCAUCUACUUGUGAGAAAAAUAUUGCUAAUGCACUCAGUGACUUAAAUAAUUCAACUUGUAUAGAAUCAAAAUCUUUACCAUUCAUGUCAAGGUAUCCAUUUCCAGGAGUAAAUAAGCCACUUUCCCCAAUUCUAUUGAGUGUGUAUGGAAAGAAUUUGUCUUGUUCAAAUGGAGAAUUUAAUAACUUAUUGGUUUAUAUACCAAUUGAAGAGCAAUUUGAAAUAAAAUUUGAAGGUAAAUUCAAAGUUUGCAAAUUGUUAUUUUCCAAUUUGGAAACUUGCCAAUAUAGUUGCAAUUGCAAUGGGAGACACUGCGAAGGUGUAUAUAUUGUAGCUUUUCUACAAAAUUCUCAACUCUGUGAAAUUUCUUUUGCAUAAGUUUUUCUUAUCAAUAAAAAGCAUAUUUGUCAA
This is a messenger RNA of Dimorphilus gyrociliatus, 1211 nucleotides long. Lineage: Eukaryota; Metazoa; Annelida; Polychaeta; Dinophilidae. The record is from the annotation of a GenBank genome assembly.